This is a messenger RNA of Trichoderma atroviride IMI 206040, 1401 nucleotides long. RefSeq lists its product as uncharacterized. Gene Ontology annotation, molecular function: phosphoric diester hydrolase activity. Gene Ontology annotation, biological process: lipid metabolic process. The record is from RefSeq and is a predicted model, not a curated record. Lineage: Eukaryota; Fungi; Ascomycota; Sordariomycetes; Hypocreales; Hypocreaceae.
AUGCAGAAUGCGGAUGAAACUUGGAUGGUUCUCAUCAAUGCCACUCCCUACAUGUGGAAGAGGAAAUACAUCCACCAGUACCAGAUGCCUGACUGGUUAUCUGCCUGCCCCGAAUACAUUCUUCCGGGCCAAUCUGUUUCCGUUUGGAUCAGGCCGGCAAAAGGGGCUUUCAACUGGAAAGACUCUGGCGCUGAUGUCGAGUAUCAUCUUAUGGGCACCUCGAAGCCAACGUCAUUCAUGGCCAGCUUCAGCAACGGCUACCCCAGCACUCUCAAAAUCCAAUUUCGGGAAGAACUGUUCUCUAUAAACAAUCUCAAAGACAGCAAGCACAAUCUUGGAGUGAACAAAUUUCCCGGUGGCUCGGCCUUUAUUCUCGCCGGCACAGAAGGCGAGUUCAUCAGUAAUGAUCCGCCCAUCGACUGGAUGCAAUCCAUGCUCCCGGAACUCGCCGACGUUGCCUUGCGAAAGAUUCUCCUCCCAAGAUCGCACCACUCCGGCAUGUGGAAAACGUUUCGGGGCGUUGGCUUUGCAGCGCAAGCAAACACAGUGACUCAAAGCAUCCAUCUUCACCACCAGCUCGGAGAUGGCGGUAUCCGCGUUCUUGAUUUUCGUCCCGUCAGAAUCGGAGACGACUUUCACGAGUCACACGGCGACCACCUACUUGGCAUGUACCAUGGUCAUUUGGGGGCAUCUCUGAGCGAGAUGAUUAGGUUCGUCAACGAGUUUAAUCGGAAAUAUCCUGGAGAGCUGAUCAUCUGGGAUGUACACGGCGACCAGGCUUGGAACGGGGAUCAUGGUUUUCGCCCGCUGGAUCAACAAGACCGAGAGGCUCUAUAUGCCCAGUUCUUGGAUCUGGAGCAUCGAAUGAGCUUCCCCGAUAACGACACGGAUGUCUCUCAGUGGCCACUCGACCGCUUCAUUGGCAACAGGUCCUCUGCCGUCAUCGUCAACUUUGAUGAGACUUGGCGCCAAAUGGAUGGCGAUAAGUUUCCCGGCAGUCAACAAGGAUUCGUGACGGGCAGGAAUUUCCCUCUUACCCACCGGUGGAGCAACGCUGGACACGUCCACGACAUGGUUCAAGAUCAAGUCAACAAGUUCCACGAGGUGCGUUGGACGCCAGACAGCCCGGUGCACAUUGCCGACUGGGUGAUAACUCAGCAGGGCAUACAGGCGGCGCUGCCUACACACAGCAUCUUGGAACUGGCAGCUCCUGCGUGGCGAUCGCUGUUUGAGGAUCUGUGGCGGCAGUCGACGAGCGAAACGUAUCCGAACUGGGUGGGAGUGGACAAUGUGCGCGGCAACCAGCACAAGAGCCUUAUCAUGGCGAUGAAUCACUGUUUGGUGGCUAAGAAAUGUGGUGAGAUGCUUGGCAAGGUAAAAAUGGGAGACGCGGAGAAGUAG